AUGAACCUGACCGCUCUCCCUGUUGAGAUCCUCAUUCUCAUUCUCGACCCUCUUGGAAUCCACGAGCUCGCUGCUCUCUGCCUCACCAGCCGUGCCCUCCACUCCCUCGUCACAGAAUACGGCUGGUCGCUCUACCUGCACAACCACCCGCGCCCUGCCCCGAGCCUCACCGCCGCCCGUGCCCACUGGUGCCCACACACCCGCGUCCGCUUCGACGCCCUCACAGACGCCGCCUGGUCCGCCGCCCUCGCACAAGCCCCUGCCCUCGCCUCCUUCAUCGCCCGCCCCCUCUCCCGCACCUGGGCCGGAAAACUCCAGCCCGUCCUCGCACUCAGCCCUGCCCGCCUCGUCGUCGCUGCCGGCAGCACUCUCUACUCGUACGCCUUUGGCGCAAGUGGAACUGGGGAAUCCGCCGCGCCGCGCGUGUACGCCGAGGGCGCGGUGUCGCUUUUGAAAACCCCUGAGCGGCCGCGGAAUAUCACCGCGAUCACAUUCGUCGAGGACGGUGCGCAGGACAGGACGCUCGACGUCGCUUUCCAAGACGGCUCUGUCGAACGCGUCUACCUCACCCCCACCUCAGACGACUCUGGCUCCAGUCUCUCCUUUACCCGCUACACACUCCCGCCGAUCCCUCACUCCGAUUUCAUCGAGAGCUUCUCUGCACACUCCACCACCCAGCUCUCCCUCUCCGCCAACGGCACCGCAUCCCUCCACUCAACCACCUCCCCCUCCCCCUCCUCCCCCACCUCCUCCAUCUCCCUCGCCACCCGAAGCUGGACCGCCCUGCUCUCCCUAACCUCCUCAACACCCUACACCGCCUUCGGCUCCUCCUCGCGCACACCACUAGCCGUGCACGCCCUCAGCUCAACCGGCGCCCUCCUCCCGCGCCCGCUCGCCCUGCUGCAUACCGCCCGCACCGCCGACCUCCCUGCCGACCGCCUGCCAAGCAGCGCCGUCUACGGCCUCGCCCGCGGUCCCAUCGGCGCACCAUGGGGCGCGUCCCCCAUGGUCCUCGCAGCAGGAUGGUACGACGGGAAAGUCCGCGUAUACGAUCUCCGCGCCGCGGAUCGCUGUUCCCCAUUCCCCUUCUCUUCCUCCCCUUCUUCUCCUUUAUCCACGUCAAGAACACCCACACCCACCCCUCCCCCCGCGCCCCUCCGCCCAAUGCUCACCCUCGCUGACCGCUGGUCCCCCGAGCCCAUCUACGCACUCGCAUGCGGCGGAGGCGGCGGCGCGGCCCAUAUCGCAGCUGGCACCGCGCGCCACAGCGUCGUCGCGUUCUGGGACGCGCGCGCCGCGUCCGUGCCUGUGUCUUAUCUCGACGCCAGCUCCGGUGCUGGGUCUUCGUCUUUCGAUGUACAUGCAAAUGCUACUGCUGUUGGAACGAGUGGCGUAAAUGUAAAUGGGACGGAUAAAAGUGCUGCACAAGGACAACCGCAACCUCAAAUGCCAGGUCGAGGAUGGAGCGUGCACGCACCAGGCAACGACGCGUCGCCCGUGUACGCGCUCGCCCUCGAGAGCGCGCGCGUGUGGGGUGUGACGCAGAGUCGGCCGUUUGUGUAUGAUUUCGUGAGUCGUUUGUUUCUUGGCUGGACGGCCUAA
Psilocybe cubensis is the source of this 1602-nucleotide messenger RNA. RefSeq lists its product as uncharacterized. The record is from RefSeq and is a predicted model, not a curated record. NCBI's taxonomy places the organism in Eukaryota, Fungi, Basidiomycota, Agaricomycetes, Agaricales, Agrocybaceae. The transcript has 3 exons. Bases 1 to 1602 code for a protein of 533 amino acids. Gene Ontology annotation, molecular function: protein binding.